AUGUGUUCUUUGGUAGAUUAUAAGAAGUUUAGAGGUGAGUUGAACAGACUCCUUUUGGAAGGUGACAACCUCAAGGAAGAAGAUGAGCUUUUAUUUUCUUUGAUUUCAGAAUCAGAGAACCCAAAAGAAGUAUUGGAUCUUACCAAGGAGUGGAAGGAGGAAGGAAAUAUGUUGUUUAAAAGUGGAAAUACAGAGGAUGCUUUGGAGAAAUAUGGCUAUGCAUGUCUCUUCCUUACUACAUUUUUGUUUCAGUUGGAAGAAGAUAUAAUUAAGUUUUUUGAGUUGGCUAUUUGUAUUCUGCUGAAUUUGGCUGCUUGCUUUAACAAGAAAAAAGAGUUUGAUCAAGUUGGUUACAUAUGUACCAUCAUUUUGGAAUUUGAUCCAACUAAUAUCAAAGCUUUGUUUAGAAGAGCCACAGCUGCAAUUGAAUUGGGCAGGAGUGAUUUUGCUUAUUGGGACUUGGCAAUAACCCAUGAACUUGAUCCUUCAAACCGGGAGGUAGGUAAAAAAUUGGAGCAAGUUCAGCAAUCUACUUAUAAAAGGGGGCAUAUAUCUCGUACUGAAAGCGCUAUUCCAGUUGGGCUUGGAUUAGGGUUGCCAUCCCUAAAGAUAAAGCAGGAAGAUAAUGUUGCCUUGGUUAGUAUGGAGACGAAGGAUAGUGCACAACAAGACAUACCAAGUGAGGAGGGAAAGUUGGUGAAAGGAUGUCCUGAUGAUAAGGUUUGCUUAAGUAAGGUGGCAAGUGUGGCUAGAGAUGAGGAGAUGGAGGACAAUAUGUGUUGCUAA
Messenger RNA from Spinacia oleracea (spinach), 786 nucleotides. RefSeq names its product peptidyl-prolyl cis-trans isomerase FKBP62-like. The record is from RefSeq and is a predicted model, not a curated record. Gene Ontology annotation, molecular function: protein binding. The transcript has a single exon. The coding region runs from base 1 to 786 and encodes 261 amino acids. Lineage: Eukaryota; Viridiplantae; Streptophyta; Magnoliopsida; Caryophyllales; Amaranthaceae.